Messenger RNA from Schizophyllum commune H4-8, 4545 nucleotides. RefSeq lists its product as uncharacterized. The transcript has 9 exons. The coding region runs from base 1 to 4545 and encodes 1514 amino acids. The record is from RefSeq and is a predicted model, not a curated record. NCBI's taxonomy places the organism in Eukaryota, Fungi, Basidiomycota, Agaricomycetes, Agaricales, Schizophyllaceae.
AUGUCGGGCAAGGAAAUCUGCCAUUGUUCACUCAGAUGUGGUGGGCCCAACGGUCCGGGGCGUGCGUAUACACGGAGAGUCGUGAACCGACAUCGCAAACGAGAGCAGGAGCAUCAAGCUCGCCUUCUCCUCGCCUCGACAAGCUUGUACAACGAGCAGCUACUUCGAGUGCCCCACGCAGGCUCGACACACAAGCGACGGGCCGAUUCCGCAUCGGAGAGCACAAGGAAGCGCGCACGUACCGACAUCUCGGGCGACAAAGUCCCGGGCACUGACGACGACGCAAAUGCGCCCGGUGGUGAUCCAGGAGAAGACGAUGGUGAUCCACUUGAGACAGAGGAGAAUGAAGAGGACGAAGUCGAGGGUGGUGCAAGAACUGCUCCGGCGGAGGACUCGGAGGACUCGGCGUCUCGAGUCGAUGUUCCUCAAGAAGGCCCUCCACCGCUGCAAGGUAGAGAGCCUUCCUCGCCACCGCGAGACUCUGCGGUAGAGCGAGACUCCCCGGUUGCAACUGAGAGUCUUGAACUCGAGGACGAGGACGACACUCGAGCAGGGGCCGAAAGAGAGGAUUCGCGCGAUAUUGACCCUCCGGACGAGCUUCUGGACGCAGAUACUCCCGCCCCCCGCUUCAACCCUGUGCUUGACGACCUCAAAAUCUCGCAAAACUUCAUCGAACUGCUUCAGCAUGCGACGCUCGAUAGCGAUGUGGAGCCCCUACCCGAGGACGUCAUACAGCAACUUCGGAAUCCUCCACUGCACACUCUGACGGUGGACGAUCCCGACCAGAGAUACUCGCUGGACCUCUUCUUCGCGCUCACUGACGCCUCUGUGGACGCAUACAAUGACUCUCGCGCCGCUUACCUGCGCCGCCAUCCUGAAGGCAAUAUUCUCUCGUUUUACGAGGUGAAGAAGCUAGUCCGUGAGUUGAGCGGCAUUAUUGAGGUCAAGCGCGAUAUGUGCGAUAACUCGUGCAUUGGGUAUACGGGCCCCUAUCGCGAUCUCGAGUUCUGCCCGUAUUGUGGGGAGCGGCGCUACGAGCUCACUCCGGCAAGCGGCAAAGGAUCGCGCACUAAGCGUCCUCGGAAACAGUUCACAACAAUUCUUCUCGGCCCUCAGCUUCAGGCGCAGCGACGUGGCCCGGAGACCUCGCGGCUGAUGCAGUAUCGCGAGCGUUGUACGGCUGCUGUCCUCGAUGAGCUGAAUGCGAACAACGGCGUCAAGGUCUCUCCCUUCAGCGACUACAUCGAUGGCGCGGAAUACCUCGAGGCAGUACAGGAUGGACGGAUAACACCUGACGACAGCGUGGUUGUCCUAUCCAUGGAUGGCGCUAUGCUCUACCGCAACAAGGCAUCGGAUUGCUGGAUUUACAUCUGGCUUCUGAUGAACCUCGACGUCGAUGUGCGGUACAAAAAGCGCUUCGUCUGCAUCGGCGGCACAAUUCCAGGACCUAACAAGAUUCGGAAUGCGGACAGCUUCCUCUUCAUGGGGCUGUACCACCUGGCCGCUAUUCAGAAGGAGGGUCUCGUCGUAUGGGAUGCAGCGACCGGACGCGUCUUCCGAGACCAUCCGUUCCUGUAUUUGGCGACUGCCGAUGGGCCUGCGAUGGCUUACCUGAACGGCUUCGUUGGACAUCACGGGCGCAUCCACUGCCGCUUUUAUUGUCCAAUCAUCGGGCGGCACAAAAUCGGCGGCCCCCAUUACUAUCCCGCACGUCUUCGUCCGCACCAUUAUCGUGUUCCUGGCUGCGACCAUCCCGAUGUCGACAUUCGAGAGCUGCUCAACGAGCAUACGACGGAGCGCGCCACUGCGCGCUACCUUAGAAAUCUCGAGACCGUCGUCAACUCCCCCAACAUGACGCGCUAUGAAAGGAACCGCCUCGAGACUGGCAUUGUCAAGCCCUCGAUCUUCAGCGGCUUGCCUCCCAAGCAUAACUUGGGCGUCCCAGCUAUGUUUGGUGGCGAUGUGAUGCAUCUCGCAACUCUCAACAUCCCCGACCUGUACAUCUCGUUGUGGCGCGCCACGAUCGAGUGCGACACACGAACCGACAACAAGGCGACCUGGCCUUUUGCAAUUUUCCAGAGCCCGGCGAAGUGGAAGGCGCAUGGACAGAUGGUUGCAGACGCCAUCCCGUACACUCCGGGAUCCUUCGACCGCCCUUCACGCAACAUCGCGGAGAAGCUUACCAGUGGCUACAAGUCCUGGGAGUUUCUGCUGUACUUCUACGGCCAUUGCCCUUGCUUGCUCUUUGGAGAUCUUCCGGAGGCCUACUAUGUUCAGUUUUGCAAGCUGGUUCGCGCCACUCGGGUCGACAUGGAGGUCAAAAUAUCGGUCGAAUUAUUGCGCGAGUCUGACGAGCUCACGUGUGAGCAAUCAGAUGAGUACGAAAAUCUGUACGUUCAGCGCCGCGCAGAUCGCCUGCACUUUGUCCGUGCCAGCGUCCAUGCACCCUCGCACAUGCCUCGCGAGACGCAGCGCUUGGGGCCCAGCAUGCUCUACUCUCAGUAUACAAUGGAGCGGACAAUUGGAAACCUCGGAGAGGAGAUCAAGCAACAUUCAAACCCCUAUGCGAACCUCUCCGAGCGCGCGAUCCGCAGGUGCCAAAUCAACGCUAUUAAGGCCCUACUUCCCGACAUCGAGCCUGCACAGCCGAGUUUCCCUCGACGAGCCCACAUCCUGCACGAAGGGAAGUAUGCCCUUCUCCCUCGGCGGGACAGGCUUGCUAGGCCGGUCACGCGCGCAGAGGCCCUCGCUCUACAGCGCUUUCUUGAAGCGCAAGGAGAUCGUACACCUGUAGGUGACGCUCUGAAAGUGCGUCGCUGGGCAAGGCUUCGACUUCCUAACGGGCAAACUGCGCGCUCGCGGUGGAAGGAGGAGGCGAUGGAUCCUAAGCAUGUCCGCAUGUCUCGCAAUGUUAAGUUCAUGGCCAGCGAAGGCCAGCGUUUUGCCGAGGUUCACUAUUAUGUGCUUAUUCCAGUGCACGACCAGCGGUACCCCUUGUUUUUCCAGGACGAGACAGCAAGAGAUCGGUACUACCUAGUGGAGCGACCUGGUCUUGGCAUUUUGGAGAAGAUUGGCUAUCAUGUAAGGGUUUCCCAAAUGGGGGCGUACUCGCGAGUCGCCUUUGGCCAAGAGCUUACGUGUACGCAGGAUGUUCGCAAAUCCUUCCCUUCGCUCGGAUACGCCCAUGUCCAAUGCAUCCUCUUCAGACUACACAGACGGUCUGAUGGCCCAGACUUCCCAAGCACCGACCGUUGGGAUCACACAAUGUCACGGCCAUCGCUUCCCUCGCCCGCCCCGCUUCACAUGGGGAACAUGCAGCUCGAGCUGGCCAUGCAGCCGUCUUCGUCCUUGUUGUCGCAGGGUCUGCAUUCCAGCAUCUCGACGUCUGGUUACGAUGUGAGGAUGUUGCUGCAGCGCAUCAAAGAGCUGGAGGCACAACAGGCUCUACUCACGCAGCGGGUGCACGAGCUCCAGGGCGAGCUCACAGGGUCCAAAGCAGCGUACAACGCGCUGCUCGAACGCCUGCCUUCGGAAGGUUCCCCCAUCAUUCCGGGCGAAAACACCUCGCGUGUACGCUCUGGACCACUCUCUACGUUAGCUGAAGCUGCCCUUCGCGCGGUCCACAAUCCUCCCCGCAUCAUCACCCUGAAUCGCAAGGACUACCGUCGCAUCCAUUUCUGGUAUUGGUCCGAGUUCUCGGCUCGGAUGAAAGGCCAGUUAGAUGUCACGCCAUUGGGGCCGGAAGAGGAGGAGGAGGAGUCGCCGGGGGCGUACAGAUUCCUCGAAGAUGAGGCGGGACACUGCGUUGAGGAAAGGAAGCUCAUUACCAUGCGCGAGGUACUGUACUCCCUGUGGCACACUCUGCUGCAGGUUCCUGGCCUACUACCAGAGAAGUGGGGGAAGGCCAGCUUCGAGGUCAAGAUGUAUGUUUGGGCUACAAUGGAGGAGGCCUUCGUGGAGUUACGCUUCUGCGAUGGGCAUUGGAAGGCGCAAAGGCUCGCGACAUUGAACUACCCGUGGUGGUAUCGCAAGCAUGUACGACGCGCUAACGCACGCAGCACCAGCGACGAGAGCAGUUGUAAGCUGGAAGGAGGAGGGGGGCACGUCCGAAAGAGCGAGGGGAAGCGUAGCGCUGCAGACGCAGCACUCGAGUCCGAGCAGGUCACGAAGAAGCCGAAGAAUAAGUUCAAGUCAAUCUUCCCCUCAUGCUCAAGCAAGAAGACAUCCGCUCGCUCGCCUCUCUCGACCGUCACAAGUGCUGUGACGUCGACGUCGACAGCAGCAAGCGACGCCACGGCAUCAUCUCAGCUCUCGACCACCACCAUCAUCACCGACACGAACUCCCCACCGUCCCCUGCCGCCCCCAGUAUCCUUCAUGGCGCUUCAGGCUCGUCUUCCAGCGCUGCAACGCCCGAAGCAACCGUUGUCGAGAGCACCGGCGAGCAGGUCCAACAGCACGCGACCGGCGCAUCCAGCGAUCGGGCUCAGGAGGCUUCACCGGAUGCGAGCGGGCACAUAGAGAGCGUAUAUCCGGUGCGUGAAUGA